Austrofundulus limnaeus is the source of this 1019-nucleotide messenger RNA. It is a transcript of the gene cptp, whose product is annotated as ceramide-1-phosphate transfer protein. Gene Ontology annotation, biological process: intermembrane lipid transfer; ceramide transport. Gene Ontology annotation, molecular function: ceramide 1-phosphate binding; ceramide 1-phosphate transfer activity. The record is from RefSeq and is a predicted model, not a curated record. Gene Ontology annotation, cellular component: cytosol; cytoplasm; membrane. NCBI's taxonomy places the organism in Eukaryota, Metazoa, Chordata, Actinopteri, Cyprinodontiformes, Rivulidae.
GUUCCUGAACAGCCUAGGGAGCGUCUUCGGCUUCAUCACAAGGGAUGUUGUCAGCAAGGUCCAGAUCCUGGUGGGCCUCAUGAACGGUGCCAACAGCUCUCAGUACGUCACUGUUCAGUCCAUGGUCCAGUACGAGCUACAGAACCAGCAGGUGGACCUGACCAUGACCGGCGUCCAUCCGCAGUCCGGCUGCCGCACCCUGCUCAGACUGCACCGUGCUCUCAGGUGGCUCGAGCUCUUCCUGGAGCGCCUCCGGAUCAGCACCGAGGACGGCAAGACGUCCGUCAUGUGCUCGGAGGCCUACAACGAGUCUCUGGCCCAGCACCACCCGUGGAUGGUGCGUAAGUUAGCGGGCAUGGCUUUUCUGGUUCUGCCCGGACGGCCGGCUUUCUUUGACAUCAUGAACGUGGGCCCACCUGAGCAGGUGGUGGCCAUGCUGGGGGAGGCGGUGCCUCUCAUCUCUGAGGUGUACCAGAUCACAGAAGAACUUUAUGCUAAACACAACCUGCUGGACCUUCCAUAGCUGGGAACUGGUUCUGGUUGUAACCUGCUGGACCUGAUGGGAACUGGUUCUGGUUAAAGUCCAGUAUUUCUGAUGAAGCUGCUCGUCUGUGUCUUUAAAUGUGACCCCUCAUAUCGAAAUGAGGAUCAAGUUAUAUUUGGUCAAAAUGACCUGAUCAGAUUUUCAGAUUCCUGACUUUAAAAGAUACAUUUUGAUACCUGGAUCAUUCUGAUAAAAGUAAAUGCAUUUCUUAGUUUGUUGGUUACGAUGAUACAUUAAUACUUGGUCUGAAUCCUAAUUAUAUGUAAUUUUAAUGAGGAAUUUUUAAUGUUCUUUUAAAGAGGAAACAUCAAAUUAAAUUUGAAUUUUGAGAUUUCCCAGCUGAAAAGAAACAAAACCUUUGUAGCUCACAGGAAAAAUCUCAAAAUGUUAAAGCAUUUUCCCUCAAAAUCAGGUUUUUUGUUGCUACUGUUUAAAAACGUUCUUCAGACAGUUCAUUCAAAUGAUAUAUUGAUGU